This is a messenger RNA of Nothobranchius furzeri (turquoise killifish), 2463 nucleotides long. It is a transcript of the gene esco2, whose product is annotated as establishment of sister chromatid cohesion N-acetyltransferase 2. Gene Ontology annotation, cellular component: chromatin; nucleus. The record is from RefSeq and is a predicted model, not a curated record. Lineage: Eukaryota; Metazoa; Chordata; Actinopteri; Cyprinodontiformes; Nothobranchiidae. Gene Ontology annotation, molecular function: protein-lysine-acetyltransferase activity. Gene Ontology annotation, biological process: mitotic sister chromatid cohesion.
CGGUUGCGCAUCUUUUUUUUUUGUGUGUGGCGCACUCUUCAAAAACACAGAAAAGAAACGCGCGACGAACACGCAGCAGUGUUUGUUACCUAAGCUUUACACCGACAUUCAUCGAUUUGUGAAGCUCAAAGGAAACUUUUCCGGUGAAGUAUGAAGAUGAUUAUCUCCACUACCAGGAAGCGAAAACCAUCUUCUCUAGAUCCUGACAGCGGUCCCCCGGCUAAGAAGGGUGUGAGGGAACCGGCAUCACCAUGUAGGAGAUCUCCAAGAAAGCUGUGGUCUCCAGCUAAGAAGUCCCCACAGGCGUCUCCUUCUAAACCAGCUGGUAGGUCAGCCAGAUCACCUCAGAAACCUCCCUCUGUGGUUCCGAGCUCCUUCUAUGGAAAACAGAAGACCGUCUAUCUCACCCCGCUGGAAAGAAAAGCGGUGAAGGAAUGUCUGCCUGCUCUCCCCUCCCCUCCUCCUGUGGCCAAAAAGCCCCAAACUAAAAUAAAGGAAAAUGUUAAUGGAGGCAACAAAUUCCAAAGAUCAACAGUGAGAUCUGCUAAAGGGGGGAAGAGAGGAACCAGAAUCCCCUUAGCAACUACAAAGUUGAUCAGGCAACCUAAAAUCAACAGCAGCAAAGUUGCUGCUAAACCAGAGCAGAACAGCAGCAACGUGUCAGCCAGCAACAAACCAGAAGAGGCUAAGGGAGCUUUCACCAUCACGUUCAGCUGCCUGAAGCCCAAACCAAAGCUCUUCGUUGGAGCUGCUUUCUUUGGUACAGGAAAGAAAUCCACAUCGGUGUACAAGACAUCUGCUCCAAAGUCUUCAGCCAGACCAGCUGCUCCACCACAGAAGAAGAACAAGAGACCCAAAUGGCAGCAGGAGGCUCAAGAGACAGACAAACCUGAACAGAAACUGAAGCAGAGGUCAGAGGUCGUUCCCUCUGUUGAUGAAGAACCUGACACUAGCCAACCAUCAAGCGCUCUUAAAAUCUCAGGAGUGGAUGAAACGACCCAGAACCUGAAGAUUGUGCUGUCCAGGAUCCCAGAGUCUGUCAUCUCUUUCAACAGUCAGGAUGACUCCGUGGCUGAAUGUGGUUCUGGUCUCACCUUUGACCUCAGUGAAGCAAACCCCACCUGUGCUGUCAGCCAUUAUCCUGAUGCCUCUGAAGCUGUGUAUCCCAUAUUUGCUUCUGCCUCUAAAAGGUCAAAGAAGGAAUCUCGGCGAGCUCCACUUUCCUGCAUCACCUCCUCUGACUCCUCAGGAGAAUCGCUGCAGAAGAUUUCUGCAGCGGCAGCAAAGGAGGGAAGCGUUCGCAGGAGGAAAGAGAAGCAGGACAGCGACCAGCUCAUCAUCGAUGCUGGCCAGAAACAGUUUGGAGCAACAACCUGCAGCUCUUGUGGGAUGAUUUACAGCGCAGACAACCCAGACGAUCAUUUCCAGCACACCCAGUUCCACCAGAGAUUCCUCGAUUCAAUCAAAUAUGUGGGGUGGAAGAAGGAGCGGGUGGUGGACGAGUUUUGGGAUGGAAAAAUUCUCCUGGUCUUACCUGAUGAUCCAAAAUAUGCUGUCAGAAAGGCUGAAGAUGUGCGACGCGUGGCAGACAGUGAGUUGGGAUUCCAGCAGGUGACCCUUAGCAGAUCAAUGCAGGCUAAAACCUACAUGUUCAUCAACACGCAGCGGCUGGUGGUGGGAUGUCUUGUUGCCGAACCCAUACGACAGGCUUACAGAGUCCUCGAGCAGCCGGCUCCGAACAAAGAUAUGACAAAGGAUGACUUCAUGGAGCGACACAGAGCCUGGUGCUGUUCCACCGUCCCAGAACCAGCUGUGUGUGGGAUCAGUCGGGUCUGGGUCUUCAGUCAAUCCCGACGGCAGAGCAUCGCGACCCGCAUGCUGGACACCGCCAGGAGAACGUUCAUAUAUGGAAGUUACCUGACCAAGGAGGAAAUCGCCUUCUCUGAUCCGACUCCGGAUGGGAAGCUGUUUGCAACCAAGUAUUGCAACACGCCGACCUUCCUGGUGUACAACUUUGUCUCCUAAAGUUUGGAAACGAGCCAAACGACUCGGAAUGUUCUGUUAUGAAGCUGUUCAGUUUUCUGCAUCACAUCAAGAUUGUCAAGAGUUUUUAAAGCAAAGUUGUGAGAUUAGGCUGAGCUUGAGUUCUGUGUGAAACUUAUGUAAUUAAAGUCUGUUAAAUAGCUCGAGUUUUUGAGACUGAGAUUCAGUGUUAUUGUUCAGUGCUGCCAGUUCCACUGUGUGGGUUAGUAGAAUGUUUCUCCUACAUGAAGAGGUUCAACCUACAGUCACUGGAAACUUCUCAUGUUAAAGCAAAACUUCAGUUAGAAAAACACCAAUCUUAGCCGGAUCUUGUCGAAACCGGUAAGCACAAACCUGUUGAUGCAUGGAUGCCAUCUUUGUUGUUGGGCAUUUGUGCUUUGUACAUUUUAAUAAACCAGUUGGUUUUGACUCAUUACUGCA